This is a messenger RNA of Chanos chanos (milkfish), 645 nucleotides long. Its product is annotated as engulfment and cell motility protein 1. The coding region runs from base 16 to 645 and encodes 209 amino acids. The record is from RefSeq and is a predicted model, not a curated record. Lineage: Eukaryota; Metazoa; Chordata; Actinopteri; Gonorynchiformes; Chanidae. The transcript has 6 exons.
GUGAAGUAAGAGAGGAUGAACCAAGAAGACUCUAAAUCUCGCCCCAUCUUGGAGCUGCGUGAGAAGAUCCAACCAGAGGUCAUGGAGCUGAUAAAACAACAAAGACUAAACCGACUGUGUGAAGGGACAUGUUUCAGGAAGAUCAGCACUCGGCGGCGUCAGGACAAGUUCUGGUAUUGUCGUCUGUCACCGAACCACAAACUGCUCCACUAUGGAGAUAUAGAGGAGUUCCCACAAGGACAAAUCCCUCAUGACUCCCUUCAGGAGAAGUUAACUGUAGCAGAUAUCAAAGCUGUGGUAACAGGGAAAGACUGCCCUCAUAUGAAGGAGAAAGGAGCACUUAAGCAGAACAAGGAAGUUCUCGAGUUGGCCUUCUCUGUCCUGUAUGAAUCAGAUGAAUAUUUAAACUUCAUCGCUCCAGACAAACAUGAGUACUGCAUCUGGACGGAUGGCCUGAACGCUCUUUUGGGUAAGGAGAUGACAAGUGACCUAACGAGGUCAGACCUGGACACUCUAGUUACCAUGGAGAUGAAACUUCGACUCUUGGACCUUGAAAACAUUCAGAUUCCCGAAGCACCACCCCCUGUCCCCAAGGAACCAAGUAAUUAUGACUUUGUUUACGACUACAACCAGCAGCAAACUUGA